Messenger RNA from Cryphonectria parasitica EP155, 351 nucleotides. RefSeq lists its product as uncharacterized. Lineage: Eukaryota; Fungi; Ascomycota; Sordariomycetes; Diaporthales; Cryphonectriaceae. Gene Ontology annotation, molecular function: protein folding chaperone. The transcript has 4 exons. Gene Ontology annotation, biological process: protein folding. Bases 1 to 351 code for a protein of 116 amino acids. Gene Ontology annotation, cellular component: prefoldin complex; cytoplasm. The record is from RefSeq and is a predicted model, not a curated record.
AUGGCAACACAACCAGCAGCUGCAAAGAAGUCGCAAGAUCUUCAGACCCAAUACACCACUUUUAAAAAUACCAUUCAACAACUUGCCCAAAAAGUUGGCGAUGUUGAACAGGAGAAAGACGAACAUACAGCCGUCCUAACGACACUAGAGCCAUUGGCCGAGGAUCGCAAGUGCUUCCGCAUGAUUAACGGUGUCCUCGUCGAGAUGACAAUCAAGGACGUGCUCCCAUCGCUAAAGACGAACACCGAGGGCCUGAAGAAGGUGGAGAAGGACCUCAAAGAGCAAUUACUAGCCAAGCAGAAGGAACUGGAUGACUGGAAGAAGAAGAACAAUGUACAGAUUGUUCAAUAG